UCGCCGCUCUAAAGAUGGCGGCGGAACCCGUGAGGAAGCGUCCCCAUCCGGAGGGAGGCUCUGCGGACGGCGAGGGGUUUCAUCCCAGCCGCGCCGGGAAGAGGCGGCUGGUGGUGAUCCUGGAGGGAGCGUCGCUGGAGAGCGUCAAGGUUGGGAAAACAUAUGAAUUGCUUAAUUGUGACAAACAUAAAUCCAUGCUUCUGAGGAAUGGCAGAGACCCUGGAGGAGUUCGACCAGACAUCACCCACCAGAGUCUCUUGAUGCUCAUGGAUAGUCCUUUGAAUCGAGCUGGCCUUCUCCAAGUAUAUAUCCAUACAGAAAAAAACGUUCUUAUUGAAGUCAAUCCACAGACAAGAAUUCCUCGCACCUUUGAUCGUUUUUGUGGUCUUAUGGUUCAGCUGCUGCAUAAGUUUAGUGUCAGAGCUGCUGAUGGCCCUCAAAAGCUAUUAAAGGUGAUAAAAAACCCAGUGACAGAUCACCUCCCUGUGGGCUGCGCAAAAAUAGGCACCUCUUUCUCAGCCCCUCAGGUGACAGACAUGCGUGACCUAGUCCCUACUGCAAACCCUAUAGCCAUAAUUGUGGGAGCAUUUGCUCAUGGAUCGAGUCAACAUAUUGCUCCCAACAAACGGUCCUCAUUUUACCAACCUUGGAAGGAUGGAAGGCUGAGUCAACCUUGAGCUUGUGAGGAUUGAACUCCUGCCAGUGAGCAGUGAAUUCGCCUGCAAUAUUGCAUUCUAACCACUGCACCACCACAGCUCUUAAUUAAUGAUUAGCAAUAGUUGCUGUAUAUUUCCACCAGGUUCUCCACAUCAUCUCUUUUUCCUCCCCAAAACUGUUUUAAUCAAAAAAUAAAUAUGGAACGGAUAUGCCACAAAGCCCUAACUUCUAGCAUCUUAUUUAUCAAUCAAUUUCUUUAGGCCCUUUA
This is a messenger RNA of Ahaetulla prasina, 925 nucleotides long. It is a transcript of the gene EMG1, whose product is annotated as EMG1 N1-specific pseudouridine methyltransferase. Bases 15 to 677 code for a protein of 220 amino acids. Gene Ontology annotation, cellular component: nucleolus; small-subunit processome. NCBI's taxonomy places the organism in Eukaryota, Metazoa, Chordata, Lepidosauria, Squamata, Colubridae. The record is from RefSeq and is a predicted model, not a curated record. Gene Ontology annotation, molecular function: rRNA (pseudouridine) methyltransferase activity; rRNA binding. Gene Ontology annotation, biological process: rRNA base methylation. The transcript has 6 exons.